CCAUCGCGUCCCAUUUUUGUUCUAGAAGAAAAAGCAAAGAAGGAAGAGGUGGAGAGUUUUUUUGGAUGAGGCCACUGGCGGUGAAGUUACCGCUAUGGUGGGCAGUGACUUUACUGCUUAUUCUCACACCCUUGUCUGCCAUGGUAGACUCCGGGACGGUGCUGAAGCUUGACCGCCUCCUCCCCGGCGGGAUGGGCCUUGAGGCUCUUAGAGCGCGCGACAGGGCUCGCCAUGCCCGUCUCCUUCUUGGUUCCUCGCCCCCCGCUGCUGCCUCUGUUGUUGAUUUUCCUGUUGAGGGUUCUGGGGAUCCCUACACCAUCGGGCUCUACUUUACGCGAAUAAAAUUAGGGAACCCACCAAAGGAAUUCUAUGUCCAGAUUGAUACUGGGAGUGAUAUCUUGUGGGUCACCUGUGAGGCCUGCAAUGGUUGCCCCACUAGAAGUGGACUCAAUAUCCCGCUUGAAUUUUUUAAUCCUAGGGAGUCAUCAACAGCAUCACUGGUCGGUUGUUCAGAUGUGAGAUGUGGUUCAUUUCUCCAGAUAGGAGAGAAAAAAUGUGCCACCUCAGACUUCCCCAGCCCGUUAUGUGGUUACAAUUUUCAGUACGGGGAUGGCAGUGGAACAUCAGGAUAUUAUGUCUCUGACACAGUCCAUUUUGCGACGAUUGAUGGGAAUGAGCAGAUGACGAACUCUUCAGCGGCUGUUAUUUUUGGAUGUAGCAACCUACAGUCUGGAGACCUUAUGAAGUCAGAUAGGGCAAUUGAUGGGAUUUUUGGGUUUGGACAGCAGGAGUUAUCUGUCAUUUCACAGUUGUCCUCUCAAGGAAUGGCUCCAAAGGUUUUCUCUCAUUGCUUGAAAGGCUCGGAUGACGGUGGUGGCAUAUUGGUGCUUGGAGAAAUUAUACAACCAAGCAUUGUUUAUACCCCAAUUGUUCAGUUGCAGCCUCAUUACAACAUAAAUUUGACAAGUAUUGCGGUCAAUGGACAACCUUUGCCUCUUGAUUCAUCAUUUUUUUUAACAUCAAGCGCACAAGGAACCAUUAUUGAUUCAGGAACUACAUUAGCUUACCUUGCUGAGCAAGCUUAUGAUCCUUUUGUUAAUGCAGUAACUGCUUCCGUAUCAUCAUCCGUAAAUACUCUUAUUGUUAAAGGAAAUCAGUGUUAUGUUACAUCUAGCAGUCCUGAAGAGGCAUUUCCUUCUGUCACGCUGUAUUUUGAGGGAUCUGCAUCCAUGGCACUUAAGCCGCAAGAUUACCUCAUUCAGGAAGGCCAAAUUGAUAACGCCCGCAUAUGGUGUAUCGGCUGGCAAAAGAACACUGGUACGGGGGUAACCAUUUUAGGAGACCUUGUUCUAAAGGAUAAGAUUUUCGUGUACGAUUUACUUAAUCAACGCAUAGGCUGGACAGACUAUGACUGUUCAUUAGCUGUCAAUGUUAGCACAUCUUCCACCAAGACGGAGUUUCUGGAUGCUGGACAGCUUAGUCUUGGCGGCUCAUCACAUCGUGCACAUUUGAAGCUACUACCUACAUGCAUUGCAGUUUUCCUUGUCCAUAUUCUCAUGUAUGCCAAGCAAUACUUGGAGCAUACACAAAUGGCGAAACUCACAUACAUAGGAGGUUCACAUUCCAUCCUUCAUUGAUUUUUCAGAAAUAUUAAUCGUGCCCUCCCUCUAUUUAAAAUUCGUGGGCCGGUUAUUAUAAAUGUCAACCGACUUAUAUACAAUUCAUGUAUGCAAUUAUUCUUUAUUAGUUAUCCACCAUGCUAUCACAUUCCUUUCCUACACAUUAAAUGCCAUUGCAUAUUAUCUGGGUAAACAUUUAGUUACAGGUUAAUGAAAGAUAGGCUCAGACCAUUGGAACAACAGCUAUGGCCUUGAAAAAAUAAAGUACUUUGAGAAAAGCAAGAUGGAGCGAUAAGUGCUUGUUUUUGCAGCAAGAAGUUGCUGCAUUUGCUCAAAUUGUUUCAAAGAGAAACGAAUCACUGGUACGUAUUUCUACUGGUUUGUGUUGAUCAAUCUAUUAUUUCACUUAUAUGGCCUGUUCAAACUCUGAACAUCAGAUAAUGCGAUACGGGUGUGUGUGUGUCGUAUUGUUUAUUUUCAUCUUCAUGUCGUGUCAAUACUCCU
This is a messenger RNA of Dioscorea cayenensis subsp. rotundata (Guinea yam), 2123 nucleotides long. Its product is annotated as aspartic proteinase 39-like. Gene Ontology annotation, biological process: proteolysis. The transcript is spliced from 10 exons. Gene Ontology annotation, molecular function: aspartic-type endopeptidase activity. The record is from RefSeq and is a predicted model, not a curated record. The coding region runs from base 66 to 1637 and encodes 523 amino acids. Lineage: Eukaryota; Viridiplantae; Streptophyta; Magnoliopsida; Dioscoreales; Dioscoreaceae.